Molecule: messenger RNA, 1189 nt
Organism: Phragmites australis (common reed)
Lineage: Eukaryota; Viridiplantae; Streptophyta; Magnoliopsida; Poales; Poaceae
Product: glutathione S-transferase F11-like
Exons: 3
Coding region: 93-914 (273 amino acids)
Cellular component (GO): cytoplasm
Molecular function (GO): glutathione transferase activity; glutathione binding
Source: RefSeq, a predicted model, not a curated record
CAAGCAAUCCAAGCGGCGCGCACACACAUUUGCAUCCUUCCUGUUCCAGUUCAAUUGCGAGCUCUGAGUUCUCCCUUCCACAGCCCACUGAAAUGGCAAGCGUUAAGGUUUUCGGGUCACCCACCUCGGCGGAGGUCGCACGCGUGCUCAUGUGCCUCUUCGAGAAGGAUGUCGAGUUCCAGCUCAUCCGCGUCGACGCGUACCGCGGCCCCAAGCGCAUGCCCCAGUACCUCAAGCUCCAGCCGCACGGCGAGGCGCUCACCUUUGAGGAUGACAACAUCACCCUCUCCGAGUCGCGGGGGAUCCUUCGUCACAUUUCGCACAAGUACGCGAAGCAGGGCAACCCGGACCUGAUCGGCACUGGCGCGCUGGAGCGCGCGUCCAUCGAGCAGUGGCUGCAGACGGAGGCGCAGAGCUUCGACGCGCCCAGCGCCGAGAUGGUCUUCAGCCUCGCCGUCCUGCCGCCCUCCCUGCCCAAGCAGAACGACAACGGCAACGGCAACAGUUUUAACGGCAAAGACGCUGCCGUGGUCAACGCGUCGACCAAUCGCGUCGGCGCGGCUGCCGGGCCUGAGGCGGUGAACCAGUUGAGCGCGCACAAGGAGGAGGAGAUGCUGAAGCUGUUCGAGCAGAGGAAGAAGGACCUGGAGAAGCUCCUGGACAUAUACGAGCAGCGGCUGGAGGAGGCGAACUACCUAGCCGGCGACAACUUCACCAUCGCCGACCUGUCGCACCUGCCCAACGCCGACCGCCUCGCCUCCGACCCCCGCUCCCGCCGCAUGUUCGAGUCGCGCAAGAACGUGAACAGGUGGUGGUACGACAUCUCCAACCGCGAUGCGUGGCAGUACGUGAAGACCCUGCAGCGCCCGCCGGCCGCCGAGGAGCACGGCAAGAAGAACCAGCAGCCGCACUAGCCGUCCGCCGAGGAGCAAGUACGCCAGGAGCCCAGGAACUAUCAGGCGCCGUGCAGAUUGCGAGUGAACUCGAUCCCAAAAAUUGCUUGAUGUGUUUUCUGCUCUUAAUUGUGUCCUUUUCAGAUGCGUCGUCAUGGCGUAUUCUGAGUUCGUUGCAGUUUGCUGUUUUGAACUUUCGUGGUCUAGGGGUCUACAAGUCCAUUCGGCUUCCGCUGGAUGCAUGCAUCUUGUUCGUCGUGUAAUAAAAUGUAAGACCCUCCCUUUUUUUGGAUGAA